UUUUAAUUUUUUUGUUAAAAAAGGAUCAGUCUUUUUUUAUAUCUGAUCCUUUUUUUUUCUCUCUCUUUUAGAAUUACUUUUCAAGAGAUAUGUCUCAAGAUCUUUUCAACGUACCGAUCUUCUUUAUUCUCUUUCGUGAAACGACUGAGGCAGCCAUUAUUAUCUCUGUCCUCUUGUCCUUCUUGAAGAGAAUGUUUAAUACAGAGUCUCCUGUAUACAAACGUCUCAGAAAUCAAGUUUGGUUUGGUGGUGCAGCUGGUCUAUUUAUAUGUAUAUGUAUCGGUGCUGCCUUUAUUGCCGUUUACUAUACUGUCCUUAACGAUUUGUGGGGCAAUUCUGAAAACAUUUGGGAAGGUGUUUUCUCUUUGGUCGCUGUCAUCAUGAUUACCGCUAUGGGUCUCGCCAUGCUCAAAACUGAACGUAUGCAAGAAAAAUGGAAGGUCAAGUUGGCAAAGGCAAUGCAAAAAUCAAGCACUGAAAAGACUGGCUUUAAAGAAAAGCUUCAAAAAUACGCCUUUUUUGUCUUACCCUUUGUCACUGUACUCAGAGAAGGUCUUGAAGCUGUUGUGUUCAUCGGCGGUGUCUCCUUGGGUAUUCAAGGUAAAUCUAUUCCUAUCGCUGCUAUCAUGGGUAUCAUCUGUGGUGCCUUGGUCGGCUUCCUCAUCUAUCGCGGUGGUUCCUUGAUCCAGCUUCGAUGGUUCUUUGUUUUCUCUACUGUUAUCCUUUACCUUGUCGCUGCCGGUUUGAUGUCCAAGGCUGUUGGCUAUUUUGAACAAAAUGCCUGGAACCAAGUCAUUGGUGGCGAAGUUGCUGAAGAAGGUGGUGAUGUGAUCCCAUACAAGGUAACCACUGCUGUCUGGCACGUAUCUUGGGGAAAUCCUGAAUUGAACGUUGACUCCAACGGCGGUUGGCAAAUCUUUAACGCCAUUCUUGGUUGGAACAACACUGCUACCAUUGGUACUAUCGUCAGCUACUGUCUCUACUGGCUCUUUGUCGCCGGCUACCUCGCUUUCAGUUUCUACAAAGAAAAGCGUGCAGCCAUUCGCAAAGCCGAAGCUGGUGAAUGGGAUGAUGGUGAAGAAGCCUUAGAACAAGCUAAGAAAUACAUUGCUGAGGAUGGAGAAUUCAUUGUUAAAGAUGCUGUGGAUGUCGAAUCUAAAGAACACCCUCAUGAAACAGUUGAUGCAGUCCCUGUCAAGGCUUAAAUUAUAACAAAUAUCUUAUUUCUUAGAGCUUUAAUAUCAAAUACAUGUUUUUUUCUUUCUUAUAUUAUGUAAUGCUAUCUUAAUCAUUAUUUCUUAUACAUCAUUUAUCCUUUGUUAUGUAAUAUAUACACGCACAUAUUCAAUAAACAGACAUUAGUAAACCCGAUUUUUUAUUGCCUGAUCAACGGAUGCUGAUUUAUCUGAUCUUGUGUCCCUCGGCUCAAGAUAUCAAAUUGUAUCACUUUAUAUUU
Messenger RNA from Rhizopus microsporus ATCC 52813, 1456 nucleotides. RefSeq names its product high-affinity iron permease. The coding region runs from base 192 to 1205 and encodes 337 amino acids. The transcript has a single exon. The record is from RefSeq and is a predicted model, not a curated record. Gene Ontology annotation, molecular function: ferrous iron transmembrane transporter activity. Gene Ontology annotation, biological process: iron ion transmembrane transport. NCBI's taxonomy places the organism in Eukaryota, Fungi, Mucoromycota, Mucoromycetes, Mucorales, Rhizopodaceae. Gene Ontology annotation, cellular component: high-affinity iron permease complex; plasma membrane.